CAUUCUCUCAUUAACAAAAAAAAACAUCCAGAACGCAGCUGAAAGCUAACCACAAAGAACUGCUGCUGUGAAAAAUCAAUUUGUAUCCAGAGAAAAAUCAGAACAGGUUUAAAGUUACGUUUAUUGUUUCAAUCAGCGAAUGGCAAAAAAUAAAUGCACAGUAUUGCUUGGCUACGACGACGAGCCUGUACUGGACAAGGACAAACCAUAUCUCAAUCAUAUGGUGAACAAAAUCGGUGGAGUUCCGAAUUGGCCCACAUCGGAUGUCCUAGUCGCACCAUGUCCAUUAUGCGGACAAAGUCGACCACUGUUGCUUCAAAUUUAUGCGCCCCUGGAGAAUUCGCAAUUUCAUAGAACGCUAUAUAUAUUUGCUUGUUUAAACGCACCUUGUUCGACGCAGUCUCAAAGCUGGACUUGCAUUAGAACUCAGGCGCUAGAGAAGAGUCCAAUAGAAAUCGAAUGUGGGGCUACGGCCACAAGCCAGUUUGUGAAAACCGCACCGAGCAAUAUUGCUUGGUGUAGCGGAGCAGAUGAUUGGGGCGAAGAGGAGACUGAAACCGAGGACAGCUUCAUGCGGGUAAAUACUGCUAACAUACCGGAUAUUGUGCAUGAAGAAAAUGGAAAUAUUAUACAAUAUGCAAGAAGCAGAAUUUCCGACGAGGACGAGGAAAGCAAUUCCUUGGAAAAUGAUCCAUUUCCAGAUUUUGCCAAUUUAAGGGUUGAUGAAAAGAAUGCGAAUGGUGGUGGUGCCAAGGGUGGACUGAUUGAUAAUGUGUAUGCCAGUAAGGUGACAGCCGAAAUCGAAGGAACAGACGACGACAUCGUUCUAGUCGAAACGCCUGAUUCGCCAAAAAGAGACUUGAUAGCGUUGUUGAAUCAACCACAAAUUAUUCCAAGAAAUAUAUCAGAUUUAACAUUGAAAUGUUUUCACAUUAGCGUGGACGAGGAACGCUCUAUAUCGCCAACUAUUUCUGAUCACAUACAAGAACUUAUUCAUGAGUACCAAAGACAUGAAGAAGUUACAACUAGCCCAGAUAGUCCAGUGGGGCUUGGCGCUGCUGGCGGUGGCCAUGCAAUACCCAUGGACCAGGAACUCUACGAGAAAGGCAUACCCAUGCAUGGUGAUGUCAUGUUCCACAGCUUUAUGACCAAGCUUCAGGAGAACCCCGGCCAAAUCUUACGUUACUCUCGUAAUGCUGCGCCACUCCUAAUCGCACCUCUGAAAGAGCUGCCCCCAUCCAAAUGCCAGCACUGUGGCAGCGAACUGAUUUGUGAGAUUCAAAUCCUGCCAACAAUUAUCGAAAAGCUUUGUUUAGAAUCUAACGGGGAGCGGGUACCGAUUGAUUUUGGUAACGUUCUCGUGUGGACAUGCUUCAAAAGCUGCUGGGAUACACCCGACAGAAUGCGCACUGAAGUGGUAUUGAUUCAGCAAGAAUCAUAAACAAGGCUGAGUGAAGAUGGUUUGAAAACAAAUUCAAAGCAGACUAGUGGAUAUUAAUGAUGAUACAGUAAAUCGUAACUUUCAAGUUUUAACUAGAAACCAGACGUAGUCUCUCAAAAGAAAAUGAUAAUUAUUUUAAAAGCUUAUCCGUCAUGUCAAUUGAAAUAGUUACCUGUACCGCACGUGAACUCGCUGUUAUACCUGCUGCUUAUAGUCAAACAGUACCAAACAGUAUGCGAUCAAAGAUCACUAAUGCACAGCAUGAAACAAACAGCUAGUGAAAUAAUCCGCGGCACACAGAGACAGCCUUUUGAUAGACCAUUUUAAUGAAACUGCAUUUUACGAAACCAUGUGUAAUAAAUAAUUAGAUACUAAACUGUCUUCCUACGUUAGACAAGGAAGACUAUACAAAUACAAACAUUAUACAGUAGAAUUUGAUGUUUACGUGAUACCAGCAUAUAACGCUAGCAAAUUAAAGGAAGAUACAACAAUGUUUCAAGAUAUUAGACGUUACAACAGAUAAUUCGAAAAUGUUGAAAAUCUUACGACACACUUGAACCGCAGCUCGAAGUUGCAAUAUACACAAAAUUAAAGUUCACAUUGAAAAUUUCUUUACUCAUCGAAUUAAGUAGGAACCAUAGGUUGUUUUCGAAGUUAAAACGCAACGUAAAUUAAAAAAUCAAGCAAAAUAAAUUGGCUGUCGCAUAAUGGAUUAUUU
Molecule: messenger RNA, 2159 nt
Organism: Topomyia yanbarensis
Lineage: Eukaryota; Metazoa; Arthropoda; Insecta; Diptera; Culicidae
Gene: trus
Product: programmed cell death protein 2-like
Exons: 3
Coding region: 140-1441 (433 amino acids)
Cellular component (GO): cytoplasm
Source: RefSeq, a predicted model, not a curated record